Molecule: messenger RNA, 2079 nt
Organism: Metarhizium album ARSEF 1941
Lineage: Eukaryota; Fungi; Ascomycota; Sordariomycetes; Hypocreales; Clavicipitaceae
Product: Armadillo-type fold protein
Exons: 1
Coding region: 1-2079 (692 amino acids)
Biological process (GO): endonucleolytic cleavage to generate mature 5'-end of SSU-rRNA from (SSU-rRNA, 5.8S rRNA, LSU-rRNA); endonucleolytic cleavage in ITS1 to separate SSU-rRNA from 5.8S rRNA and LSU-rRNA from tricistronic rRNA transcript (SSU-rRNA, 5.8S rRNA, LSU-rRNA); endonucleolytic cleavage in 5'-ETS of tricistronic rRNA transcript (SSU-rRNA, 5.8S rRNA, LSU-rRNA)
Cellular component (GO): preribosome, small subunit precursor; nucleolus; 90S preribosome
Molecular function (GO): RNA binding
Source: RefSeq, a predicted model, not a curated record
AUGCCGAAGCCACGGACAAAGCGAGGUGCCGACCGUGAAGAGCGGAAGCGCAAGAGAAGAGGCGAAGGAGAAGCCAACGAUGCCAAUCACGAGAAGAAACGCCAGCGCACCGACGACGAAUCGCACCAAGGCGACCAUCAGGACUACUCAACCCAAGAGUACCCAGAGUACCAACAACCACAACCUGGUCCUGGGGCUACCGAGUUCUUCGGCAUGCUGGCUGACGAAGAACAAGAAUACUUCAGGCGGGCCGACGAAAUGCUCGAAUUGAACCAGUUCCCUACCGCGGAGGACCGAGACUUGUUCCUAGAGAGCGUGUUCAAGGAAAUACAGGGCAAGGAGCUCAAGGUCGCAAGCAGCCAGUCGUGCUCGCGGCUGAUGGAGCGCCUCAUCCAACUGUCAAGCACCACGCAGAAGAAAAACAUGUUCAAUGCCUUCGGCGGCCAUUUCCUGUCCCUGGUGCAGCACCGAUUCGCCAGCCACUGCUGCGAGACGCUCUUCCUACGAUCCGCGGGUGUCGUGACGCAGGAGCUUGCUGGCUUCACCAUGGACACCAAAGGCGCCAGCGCCAACCAACACCAGCCCGAAGCAUCCAUGGAGGAGCUGUUCCUGGCGACGCUAGAUGAAUUGGAAGGAAACCUGAAUUUUCUCAUCAUCGAUCGCUUUGCGUCACACACUAUGCGGGUUCUGCUCCUGGUGCUAUCGGGUCGGCCCCUGGACGAUGUCUCGGUCAAGACACUCAUGAAGAGCAAGAAGAAGGAGAACAUCUCAGUUGCUGGCUCGGCGGCAGCCAAUGAACAAAACAAGGGGCUCCGGGCUGUGCCAGGCUCGUUUGCGCUCGCAGUGCAGAAGAUCAUAGCCGACUCGACGGCCGGGCUCGAUUCUACGGGUCUCCGUGUCCUCGCAAGGCACCCUGUUGGUAACCCAACGCUGCAGCUCCUCCUCGAGCUGGACAUGACCUUCAACAAGACGGACACGAAGUCGUUGGAGCCGUCAGAGUCGGAGCUCCGGUCCGCACCGCCCACUCUCCUCCAACUCCUCCUCCCCGGCGCCCCAAAAUCCCUCUCCGACCCGGCCUCGGAAGCAUCCGAGUUCAUCAACGGCAUGAUCUACGACCAAAUCGGCUCCCGCCUCCUCGAGACCCUCGUCGCCCACUGUCCCGGCAAGAUCUUCAAACAGCUCAACCACAACUUCUUCCUGCCCCGGAUAGAGGGCUAUGUGCGCAACGACAUCAGCUGCUAUCCCGCCAUAAAGGUGCUCAACCGCAUCGGCAAGGAUGAUCUCGUCACGGCCGCAGACAAGAUCGCCCCCACGGUACCACAACUCGUUUCCAAAACAAGAUACAACGUACUCCGGGCCCUCUUCGAACGCUGCUCCGCGCGCGGCAUCAACGACCGAGUCAAGAAACUCACGAGGGGCCUGAAGGAAGGCUGCGGCUCCCAGCCCGCCGACCUGGUCACCACCCUCUGCCACCUCUCAGAACCUGCCAAACCAAAGGACGAGGUCACCCGAGCGGAAUACGCCGUGCAGUCCCACGGCGCAAACCUGCUCACCAGUCUCCUGUCCAUCCCAGGGCCCCUCAAAGCCGUCCACGAGUCCAUCCUCGCCCUCCCGGCUCCCCAGCUCGUGCGCCUCGCCACAACCUCCAUGCCAACCGUCACGCUCCUCACAACGGCCCUCUCGACGCCCUCCCAAAACUCCGUGUUCCAGAAAUCCCUCGUGGCCACCCUCUCCCCCCACACCGCCGAGCUGUCCACCUCCCAAUUCGGCCACAACCUCAUCAACGCCAUCGCCGAGGUCCCCAGCAAAGGCAAAGACCUGAGCAUUCCCUUGCACGUCAAGGAAUCCACCAUGCAGCGCCUCGAAGCCCAGGAAACCGAGCUGCGGGCGACCUGGAUGGGCAGAAGCGUAUGGCGUACCUGGAAGGGCGACAUGUGGAAGACAAGAAGGGGCGACUGGAAGACGUGGAUGAGGGAUAUUGACGCCCGGGCCGCGCAGCCCGCCGCCCUCACAGACGCCCGCGGCGAGGGGCCCAUGCUCGACCCUACACCGAAGCACACGAAGAAGGCGCGAGGAUGA